AUGUCGCGUAUUCUAAAACCAGAUCCCUUUGAUAAUCCACGGAAGACUGUAAAGAUCCGUGGAAGAUCUACAGAGGAAAAAUCCCACUGCGUUCGUAACGAUCGUGCUGACGCGUGUGAUAUUCAUUUCCUAGAUGCAUGUAGGCUGUAUUGCCGACAAGGACGAUUCAUCGUUUAUCCCAAGGGUAUAGUAAAGGACGGAACAAGAUGUCAAUAUGGUCAAGUUACGAAAAACGAUAUUUGUAUUGGUGGAAAAUGUGUGCCUGUUGGGUGUGAUUAUGGGAUUGAAUCUGGCUUUUCAUUUGAUCGUUGUGGAGUUUGCAAUGGAGACAGCACCAAAUGCACUCAAGUGAUGAAAACAUACACUGAUGACUGGUCGCAGAUGGGGUUAAAAAACGCAGGCCUAAUGUGCGUGGUUUCCAGAGGAUCGAAAGAAAUCUGGGUGUACGAAAAGGCUUCUGACAAAAACGCCAUAGGUAAGAAUGGUGGAUUGAUUAAGUUUGCAUUUUAACUCAGCAAUUCAGAAGUACAGAGUCGUUUAUUGGUUUUCUUCACUAGCAAUAUCUAAUAGCUGUUUUCAAAUAAUUAUAUCAUUUCAAAAAUAAAAU
Orbicella faveolata is the source of this 607-nucleotide messenger RNA. Its product is annotated as A disintegrin and metalloproteinase with thrombospondin motifs 6-like. The record is from RefSeq and is a predicted model, not a curated record. Gene Ontology annotation, molecular function: metalloendopeptidase activity. Gene Ontology annotation, biological process: proteolysis; extracellular matrix organization. Gene Ontology annotation, cellular component: extracellular matrix. NCBI's taxonomy places the organism in Eukaryota, Metazoa, Cnidaria, Anthozoa, Scleractinia, Merulinidae.